CAAAUCUACCUCGCUCCAACUCUCCAAACUCGUACCUGACGAUGCCUGAGCGUUCAACUCUACCUAUCUUCCAGCAGUCUUUACCCAGCAUUCUAUGAUUUAUACCCGUGAGCUGUAUAAUAAUGUCUGACUCGGUUCUGAAUUCAUCCAGUAUCUACUAGGGAAAACCAAACAGUAAAUGCAGAAAGAUCCAGUGUUGUUUGAUAACAUAAUAAUUGUAAAGGAAAGUGUAACACGUUUUGGUGCAAAGAUUACAAAAUGAGUAAAAUCAGAUGUAUUCGUCCAUUCAAAGACAUUCAGUGUUCGAAAGAGCUGCGAUAUCUCACGGAUGGUAUCAUCCAAAAACUAAAGUCAAUUGGAUUUUCCAAGGUAUCCACACUGAACACCAAGGAUUUUCGUAUUUGUUCGUCUUGCCGUCUACAUAUUGAUUCAAGAGCUCACCUCACCCAAAACGAAGAACAAAGCGUAGCCGGUGGCUCAAGGAUGCCAACUGUUCAGACCAUACCUGUUGUACCUGAUUCGCAAAGCUAUGGAAGUUUGGUCACGAUACCAUCAGCGUCAACGCUAAGCACAAUUCAAUCAAAUGAAGACUUCACGAUGCCUGUAGACGUCGAAAUAUUCAACCGAGGAAUAACAGCUAUUCGUGUUUCGCCUAUAGAUUUAGGUAAGGUUAAAAAUGUUCACUAUCCUGAAAAAAAGUGCGCUGAAAUCGUCGAAGGUGUACGAAGAAAUCUUUUUAAAUUAGACGCUAAAACAGAAAAAGCAAACGAGUUUAAUGAAGUCAUAGAAAAUAUGAAAAUUAAAUUUUUAAAUUCAGCCACAAGGCAAGAAAAACUAUCAAUUUUAUCAUUGUUACCAAAAUCAUGGUCAGUACAAAAAAUUGUAGACGAAUUUAAAACUAGUAGAAAUAUGGCAUCAGAUGCAAGAAAGGAAAAAAAUAAUGCAUUAGAUUCAUCUCAAGGUUCAAGCUCUGGAAAAGCUUUGAGUAAUGAAACAAAAGAACUGGUUUUGAAUUUUUUUGAGGACGAUGAUAUAAGCCGUGCAAUGCCAGGCCAAAGAGAUUUUGUUAGCGUAAAGACAGGAAAUAAGAGAUUAGCUGUUCAGAAAAGAUUGUUAAUGAUGACAUUAAGAGAAGCUUUUAAUCGCUUUAAGUGUACGUCAAUGUAAAAAUAGGGUUUUCAUCAUUUGCAAGCCUCCGGCCAAGGCAAUGUAAACUAUUGACUAUCACAGGAACACAUAAUGUUUGCGUUUGCACUACGCAUGAAAAUGUCAAUUUAAUUCUACAUAGCUUAAAAAAAUACAAUGUCUUGAAUGAUCUAAAAACAUUAACGAAUAGAUUACUUUGCGAAAAUAAGACAACUCAUUGCCAUCUACGAAGAUGUAAAAACUGCCCAGAUACCUCAGUUUUAGAAGACAGUUUAUUGAAACAACUUUGUUGAAAACCUUUCAUUCGAACAAUGGGUUACCACUGACAGAUGUGAUUUAGAAACUAUUGUAAAGCAAACCGAUGACUUUGUUACAUUUUUCAGCUCAAAAUUAGAAAGUUUGAUUCCGCAUGAUUUUGUAAAAACCGAACAAUCCAAUUUUUUGAAAACUACAAAACAAAACUUGCAAGAUAAUGAAUUU
This is a messenger RNA of Aedes albopictus (Asian tiger mosquito), 1626 nucleotides long. RefSeq lists its product as uncharacterized. Lineage: Eukaryota; Metazoa; Arthropoda; Insecta; Diptera; Culicidae. The record is from RefSeq and is a predicted model, not a curated record. Bases 259 to 1167 code for a protein of 302 amino acids. The transcript is spliced from 3 exons.